Messenger RNA from Symbiodinium sp. CCMP2592, 6468 nucleotides. NCBI's taxonomy places the organism in Eukaryota, Dinophyceae, Suessiales, Symbiodiniaceae. The record is from the annotation of a GenBank genome assembly.
AUGGGGCAAACAUUGCAGGAUACAUUGAAAGGCCAGAGCAAGGAGCUUGCAGAGGCCGUGAAACGCACGGCGACAGGAGACAAAGGAAAGUUGGUGCUAGUGGACACCAAAGGGCUCGGGAAGCCGAGCACGUUUUCAGGAGAUGCUGAGCAAUUUCUUCCGUGGCGUCACAGGAUGCUUGCCUACAUCUGUUCUAUCUAUCCGGAACUUCGUGAAGCUCUGGAGUGGUGCGAGGAACGGGAAAAGGCAAUCAGCACAGAAGAGCUUACGGAAGCAUACGGCGAAAAAGCUGACGAGAUAGAUCGCAUUCCGAAUCUGUUCGAAAAGUCGACGGAGCUGUCUUCGGCGCUGCAGACGGUCACUGCGAAAGAGCUAGCUCGGAGGUACGACCCGUCGACAGCCUCGAGAAAGAGAUCGAUGCUCAAGUCUGUGAUCAAUCCGCAAAAGCAGAAGUUGGAGCAUUUGCCGCAAGCUAUCGAAGAAUGGCUUGAUGCGAUUGCUUCGUACGAGAAGAGAAAGGACGCGAGCGGGAACAGAACAAAGAUCCCGGAGGAGAUAAAGACCGCAGCGCUUGAGUCCAUGCUACCGCAAGACCUGGAAGCGCAUGUGCAGCUGAGCCAGUCGAAGUUUUCUGGGUUUGAGGAUCUUCUUGAAGAGGUCACCAGGUAUGUUGAGCAUCGUACCGGGAAGACCUUGAAGGCAUUCUCUACGACCCAAGUCGCCGGCAAAGGAGACCUUGGAGACCCGAUGGAUGUUUCAUCUUUUGGGCAAGUCCAAGGAAAGGGCGGCAAAGCGCCAAAGUUUCUGGGUACCUGCAACAACUGCGGCAAGCAGGGCCACAAGGCCGCUGAUUGCUGGUCUCCAGCGAAGGGCGGCAAAGGAAGCUACAGCAAGAGUCCAGGGAAAGGUUCGCCGAAGGGACCCGGCAAGGGGAGCCCAAAGGGAAGUAAAGGUCCCAAAGGAAAGACACCGAAAGGAAAGUCCGGCGGGAAAGCGCCGAAAGGAAAAGGAGGCAAGAAAGGAAAGGGCAAAGGAGGAAAACACGCCAACAGCCUCGAAGAGACGACCGGAAGCAACGACCAGGAAACGUGGAACGAGCAACCAGAGCAAGACGAAUCCUGGGAACAAGGCGAAUGGCCUGAAGACCAGGGCUGGGAAGACUGGCCCGAGGAAACCGAGUGGAAAGAAGGAAACGGGAUGUCGGACUUCGGGGACCGCCUUCGGAGUGCCGGCUUGGACCCGUCCCGGCUGGAAGGGCUUACGGACGACGAGGGACCAAAGGCAGCGGAGGCCAAGCCGAAGGAGCCAGAGCCCAAAGCGAAGGAAGAGCCCAAACCGGGCGAAGCCAAGGAGAAAGAAGCCAAGGCGAAGGAAGCCAAGGCAAAGGAGCCCAAGAAAGAAGAAGCCGAGAAGGCAAAGCCGAAGCCGAAAGAGAAAGAGAAGAGCAAGGCCAGCUCGGGCGUUUCGCCCGGAGCGCGGCUGAAGCCUAUCUUUGUGUGCCCUCCUGAGGGGCCACCGCCUUUGAGAAGGGCGGUGUCUGGAAGCGCAAGGCCGACGGAGCCGGUAAAGGCUCCAGAGCCGAGGGCUAGGGCGGCUACCUUGCCACCUAAGCCCAAGGUUUUGCCGAAGGCUCCGGUGCCAGGGCCCAAGUCGCCCAAGACCCCGGAGAAGGAGCCAGAGAAAAAGGAAGAGAAAGAAGAGGGAGAAGAAGAGGAUGAGCCCGAGCCGGCAAGUGGCAGCGCAGACGGAAUGGGCAAAGAUGUCCUACGAAGAGAGAAGGGAGCACCAAGCUGGGAUCCGAAGGCUGCUGCCACCAGGGACGGUCGGGCAGCAUAUCCUCAAGAAGCAGGGAAGUGCCUGCAGCACGUGCAGGACAAGGCGGAAGAAAACGAGGAAAGCUGUGCAAGAGUACCUGCAGAGGAAGAAUACGAGAGCCUUAAGAGGCCACUGCCGGUGGGGCUCGCAAGGAGCCUGCUGCACCGGGAAGGCAUGCUGAAGCCACCGGGUGAAAGGAAAGGCUCCGGCAAGAGAGGAGCCAAAGACGAUGAGAAAAGUGAGAAAGAGGAAGACAUGAAAGACGAGGAAAUGGAAACUGUGAGCGUGGAGCCGGAAGCCGGCAGCGACCACGAAGAGGACCAAGAGGAAGAGCCAAUGGAAGAAGAUGUGACCAUAGAGGUCAAGGAGUACAAGGAACCUGGCGAGAAAGAGAUCGCGCAGGCGAAGCUGGAGCACGCUGCAAGGAUCAGUGCUCUUCGCCAAAAAAGGAACAAGGCCUAUGCAGAGGCAAUGGCCAGCCAGCCGAAGGCGAGCAGUGCAAAGGCAGAGGCCAGCCAGCCGAAGGCGAGCGAGGCCAAGGCUAGUGGGCCUAAGGCGGCGAGUGCCGCGUUGAUGUCUUCGUCGACGGUGAUGCAGAACCUUCUGCACGGCAGUCUGCUUGGAGGCCUCAUGGCGGACCGAAGCCGUCUGCUGAAGAGGCUCGACGAGCUUGCGAAGCUCAAGAAGGAAGAGAUGAAUGAAAAUGAUCAUGAAGAAAAGGCGAAUAUCGAGGUGGAGCUGGAUAGCAUCCUCGAGAAGAUCACCAAGCUCAAGGAGCGUGGCCGUGCAAAGGCAACACCGGCGAAGGCCGGAAGGUUGGACCAAAGCACGCACGAUGCGCGGUAUCGUGCUGCACGGGCCGAGGGCGUUCCACACGCCAAGGCGUGGAAGGAGGAGAAAGCCCGGCGGCGUGCGGCGGAGCAGCGCCGCAGCGGAACCAAAGAGCGCGGCAAGAAGGUUGACAAUGUCAAGGUGGAUGCCAUGGAGACAGUGGUGAUAGAUGCUUCUGGGAAGCAGGUCGCCAAGGAAGAGGCGACAGACCUGGCGGCGAAGCCUUUGAGCCGCAAGGAGCGGACCUACUACCGCCAGGAGUACGACGAGGAGCUGAAGGAGAUCGAGAAAAGAGAAAGUCGAGACGCCGCGGGACCCAGACGAAAGAAAGAAGAUCAACGAGAAGAGAGCGAUGAGAAGAAAGAGGAAGAAGAUGAUGAUGAAGAUGAAGAUUGGGGCGGAUGGAAGCGGCCCGACAAAGGGCCCGAGGACCCCAAGGAUCCUCCCGAGGGCGACGCAGUGGUUGCCUCUGUUGAGGUGAGCCUGGCCACGAAUGCCGUUUCGGCGUCCGGCGGCCAAAGCCAAGGUCCACAGGACCAGCGUGUCGAGGUGAACUUCGACAGCGGUGCUGCCGUGACGGUGGUGCCAAUGAAGUAUGGCCGCGGAAACGAGAAGCCUCGUGAGGACAUGAAGUUCAAGACGGCGAGCGGCCAGAACAUACCCGACUAUGGGCCAAUUCGGCUCAAGGGUACGACCUCGAGCGGCAACUGUGCCACACUUUGUGGCCGCCUAGCCGACGUGCACCGAGUGCUUGGAUCGGCCUCGGACAUCUGCCGAUCUCACCACGCCGUUCUUGGAGAGAACGGUGGUUACCAUAUUCCCAAGGGAAAUGAAUUCGGAAAGGACUUCGAUGCAAUGAUGAGGAAGAAGCAACCCGAAGAGCGCUACGAAGCUCCACGUGCGACGUGGGGUUUACGUCUUGGACCUUGCCUGCGGCCCUUUUGCGGGGCAGCAAGACGCGUAAGGCCAAGGGUGAGAGGUAGCGAAGUUUCACCGGUAGAGGUUUCACCUAGUGACGGAGUGGCCCCGGCGGUUGGUGAACACCAGGGGCCCGUAGAAGAGAGUGAGAGAGUGGAGAGUAGAAGGGGAGUGGCCAUGGGACGCUAUGUGGGUACAGCGAGUAGGAACGCGGACCUCCUCGUGAUGACGCCCACUGGUGUUGUUAAAGGACACUCUUUACACCGAAGGCCAGAAGAGGACCGUUGGUCGAAGGAGGGGUUCGACCAGUUGAGAAGUUUGCCGUGGAAGUGGACCAACCCAGUUGAGCGAGCACCGCCCAACCGUGUGGACAUGCUUGAACUUGUUGGUGAACAGCCUGUUCCUGACCCGAAAGAAUACAGGGCGAGGAACCUCUACGUUCUCAAGAGCGACGUAGAGAAGUAUGGCUACACCACUCUGUGUCCAGGGUGUGAAGCGUUGAUGCUGGGAUUGCCACAGCGGAGUCACAGCCCCGAGUGUCGACUCCGUAUCCAAAGGCACCUCGUGGAAGCCGAGGAAGGAAAACAAAGGGUGCAGAGAGCACUCGACAGACAAGAGAAAGACUACUCCACAAAAGCGCGGAAGAAGCGAAAGGCCGAAGAGCAACCUGUUCUGGAAGGUCAGCCUGCUGAUGGCGAGAUCGCUGCUGAAGAAGCAGCUGGUGCGCCACUUGAGCGUCCUAGUCCAAUGCAGGACGACAGCUCUACCCAGCGACCCCAGAAGCGCGAGGCAGAGCAACAUGUCGAAGACCUUUACAGGGAAGAACAAGGCACCGACGAGCCUGAGAUCGUCGGAGCUAACCUCCAAGGCAGAGGCACAGGUUCCGGAGGAGAGAACACCGACCUAUCCUACAAACAGGUGGAGUCAGGCGUGGACGUCAAAGCCUCUGUUCCUCUGAACGAGGGACUGUGUCUCAGCGUUGAAGACAAGGGUUGGAAACUUCGGAAGCAGGACGAAGUGGAAGCUUUGUUCAAGAAGCUGGCGAAGAAGGAGAAGGAGAAAGAAGUGCUUGAAGCAGGGAGAAAACAAGUGAGGACCUGCGUCGAAGCCUUCCAAUACCAGGUGGGACAACAGAAGUACUAUCUUCAAGAAUGCCCCAAGGGAGCGAAGUCUUGGGAGCACACUCAGUACCAACAGCUGAGUGAAGAGUCCUAUGUGGUCGAAGGGCCAAUGUGCAGGUGGACUGUUGACAAUAGCGGAGGGAAUCUCCAAGGAGCGAACUUCAAGAAGAAGACUCGCUGGAUCACAAACUCCGCUGCCCUAGCUGCAGCAUUGAAAAAGGUGUGUACACAAGGACCGAAGGAAAGAGUUUGGCAAAGAGACCUCACGUUUGAGGAGGGGAAGGUUGCAGCGAAGCUGCGCUAUCCUCCCAAGUUAGCUCAUGCGAUUGCCAAGGGCAUUCGAGCGCAGUUGGUGCUCGAUGGUGAGCUUCAAGUCAUCGGUUCUGUAGCGGGACCCGAUCCACACGAAGAGCCGAACUUCGAAGAGCAUCAUUACGACACCCUGCCAAGGGCGGAUGAGCUAUACGUGAAGACUCCGGUGAUUGAUGCAAAUACCGGUGCCGAGCUCGACCCAGAAAAAGUUGCAAAGGCACGCUUAACUGAACUUGAAUGGGUCAAGCAGCAAAGUGUAUACACAAAGGUCGAUGAAACCAUUUGUUGGCAAGAGACCGGAAGACCACCCAUUACGCUAAAAUGGGUAGAUAGGAAUAAAGGGGACAACGUCAACGAGAACUACAGAAGCAGACUUGUAGUUCGAGAAGUUAAGUCUCAAGGUCAGGCAGCAUUGCCCGAACACGUACUCUUUAGCUCUAUGCCGCCUCUCGAAGCGGUAAAGCUGUUGUGUUCGUUGAUGACCACUCUGCGCGUCUCGCGCAGAGGAGGCAAGUUGUCUCUUCGGUUGAUUGACAUCAGCCGUGCCCACUUCUAUGGUCGUGCCACAAGACGUGUGUUCGUUACACUUCCAGAAGGUGAUGAGUCUGAGGGCAAGUGUGCGCUCUUACUCAAAACGAUGUACGGAACGCAAGAUGCUUCAAGCACGUGGCAGAGAGACUAUAGUGAGCUCAUGAAGAAAUAUGAGUUCGUUGCGGGCAAAGCUUGGCCGUGUAUCUUCUACUGCGAGAAGGAGGACAUCCGACUACUAGUCCAUGGAGAUGACUUCUUCUGUUUAGCAGAUGAUGAAGGCAAUGCAUAUCUGGAUAAAGCCCUGACGGAGCGCUACGAGUAUCGGUGUGAUGGACACAUCGGACCCAACCAUGGGGAACAGAUGGUCGUACUGAAUCGUUUGAUCUGCUACAGCAAAGAGACUGGAAAGGUCACCUACGAAGCGGACCCCAGACACGUGGAAGCGUUAGUCAGAGAGCUGAAUCUGGAGUCUGCGAAAGCAGCCAAGACUCCUGCGGAAAAGAAGAAACAAGGAGAAGCGAUGAAAACGCUUGAGAUGCCACCAAUGAAUGAAGCGAUGCAGAGAAACUAUCGCUCUAUAACCAUGAGGGCCGCAUUCUUGGCGCGAGAUCGGCCGGAUAUCGCCGAAGCUACAAAGAGUCUAGCCAGACACAUGAAAGCUCCAAACGAAGCUGCGUGGGCAGACCUAAAAAGGCUUGGACGGUAUCUUCGUGGUAAGCCGAGGUUGGUAUACGAGUACCACCCUCAACGGUUCCAGAAGGACCUGACCGUGUACUGUGAUUCAGACCAUGCGGGAUGUCUCAUCACGCGGAGGUCCACGACGGGGAUCGUUACUAUGCAUGGAUCGCAUUGCAUCAAGCAUAGCUCCAACGUGCAGACUACCGUGAGUCUAUCGUCUGGAGAAAGCGAAUUCUAUGCAAUAGUGAUGCUGAAGCAGUAG